GUUUAAACCCCGAGCAUGGCGAUUCCCCCGAUCUUUCACGACAAUAGGCCGUUCCACAGAGAUCUAUUUUUAACAGUGCCUCGUUCUACGGAUACACCCGCAAUCGAGCCUGAGGCCCCACAACUCUCGGUUUGACUUCAUUUAUAAGUAAGCUUGCUUUCUAUUUUCUUUUUCCCUCCUCAAGAAAUAAGCUUGAUAGUUGCUCCGAAACUUCAAUAUCUUUCUAGAUAUCCGCUCCUUUACCUGCAUUGCUUAACAGGUUUACCCUGCUCAAACCAAAUGAUUUCCCCUUCCAGCAGACAUUCCAAGACUUUUGAGAAUACCAACACCCUCUCGAUCCCGAAUGACUACAAUCCAUACACUGUGGCCAAACACAGAAGGUCCCAGUCUAACCAGACAGGGUUUUCCUCCGUCGCCCUGGAAGAUCUAGACUUGAUCCCAGAAAAUCGCUCUGUGCCACCCACUGCAGCGAGCAAUUCCACUCUGAGAUCCAAACUUAUUACUAGUUCCCCCCCUAACAGCGGCGGGUCCCUGUCCCCCAAGGUCAGUGAUUACACCUUCUCCGCUCACAAAGCGUCCAGGAAGGCAGACCACGAUAUCAAGCUUGUGGUGGUGGGUGACGGUGGUUGCGGCAAGACGUGUUUGUUAGUUUCCUACACACAGAACAAGUUUCCGGAGAUUUAUGUUCCAACCAUCUUUGAGACCUACCUGGCCCAGAUGCUUGCUCCUGACAGCCAAAAGCACAUUGCGUUGUCCCUUUGGGAUACCGCCGGCCAGGAAGAAUACGACCGCUUAAGACCUUUAUCGUAUCCAGAUGUCGACAUCAUUUUGGCCUGUUUCUCAUUGACCAACCAGACCUCCUUGCAAAACAUCAAGGAUGCUUGGGUUCCGGAACUAAACCAUUUUUGUCCUGGGGUACCGGUUCUACUUGUCGGGACAAAGUCUGACUUGGAGUCUUCUAUCACCAACGACCAGAUUAUGUCCAUUGCCCAGCAAGUCAACGCUAUCGGGUUUGUUAAGUGCUCGGCAAAGACAAUGUCUAACGUCAGAAAUGUGUUCAACUUUGCGUUGGACUAUGUCACGAAAAACAUUGAAAAGCUGGAAGUUGGUGCAGACAAGAAUAGCAAGAGAUGGUCUAAGCGAUUGAGUCGCAACUUUGAUGCCAGCUCGGCUGGCGGGACUGCUAAGGGCCACAGAAGAAACACCUCUACCAAUCCUAUGGAGGAGCCUACCCAAGAGUACCACAAGAACAGUGAAUACUAUAUUGCCAGCGACCAAAUCCAAACAACUUCAAAGAGAAAAAGCCGCAAGUGUACGAUUCUUUAGGAGGGGCUUCCCCACUCUACCAAUCUGUAGUAUCACAAGAGGCUGUAUUCUGUAUAUGUCUCGAUUUGCAUCACGUCACCCCUUUCUGCAGACUGCAAAGAAGCUUAUUUUCAGCCCAGUCUCCUUCCUUAUACUUUCUAGCUUUUCUCCGGUGUUUACUUUCAUUCCUCUAUUUAAUUCGUUUGAAUCUGCUC
This is a messenger RNA of Babjeviella inositovora NRRL Y-12698, 1520 nucleotides long. RefSeq names its product Rho family GTPase (gene CRL1). Lineage: Eukaryota; Fungi; Ascomycota; Pichiomycetes; Serinales. Gene Ontology annotation, molecular function: GTP binding; GTPase activity. The record is from RefSeq and is a predicted model, not a curated record. The coding region runs from base 280 to 1326 and encodes 348 amino acids. The transcript has a single exon. Gene Ontology annotation, biological process: small GTPase-mediated signal transduction.